Tripterygium wilfordii is the source of this 738-nucleotide messenger RNA. RefSeq names its product glutaredoxin-C9-like. Lineage: Eukaryota; Viridiplantae; Streptophyta; Magnoliopsida; Celastrales; Celastraceae. The transcript has a single exon. Bases 100 to 513 code for a protein of 137 amino acids. The record is from RefSeq and is a predicted model, not a curated record.
UCAUUCAUCAUAACAUAAACAUACCUCUUUAAUUCUCUCUUGAUAUAUUUGUGUAUAACAACAUAUAUAUAUAUAUAUAUAUAUAUAUAAGCCAUAACAAUGCAGCAAGCGAUUCCUUACAAGUCAUGGCUACCCAUUUACACCAACAUCAACCACCCACUAAACCCAUCAACCAUAACCCCCAAGAAGACGGUGAACAAGAAGGUGGUGAACAUGGUGUCUGAGAAUGCAAUCAUAUUGUUCGCAAGGCGUGGAUGUUGUAUGGGACACGUUGUGAGGAGACUGCUAUUAGGGCUUGGCGUGAAUCCUCCAGUUUAUGAGAUUGAUGAAGAGGAGGAAGAUGGAAUUUUGAAGGAAUUGGAUCAGAUUGUCAAUAAAGGUAAGAAAGUGCAGCAGCUUCCAGCAGUGUUUAUUGGUGGGACUUUGUUUGGAGGAUUGGAUAGAGUUAUGGAAACUCAUAUCUCUGGCGAAUUGGUUCCUAUCUUGAAGGAAGCUGGAGUCUUGUGGCUUUGAUUGAUUAGUCAAUUUCUGAUCUUGCCCUCUUUUCGUUGUUUCUUUGUUUCUUUUUUUUUUUUUUCCUUGCAGUAGGUUUCUGGCUAGUUGACUCCAUGAAAAUUAAGGAUCCAGGAUUGUUUUAAUUGGCAAAAUUAGGAUUAAUUAUAUUUUUGUAACAGAAGAAAAGAAAUACAAAGUAGAUUUAAUUUUAUGGGAUUUCAAGGCUUUCUGGUCUUUUGAUUA